CCUCGCGUCGUGGCCGCACUUCAACCCCCGAGCGCACGUUGCGCCCCGCGUUACGUCCUCGACUAUAGCCGGGUUUAUACCCCUUGGGCCAAGGACUAGAAGCAGUUUCUAGGAUCGGGCGGGAUGUUUUUAGAACGAAGAGAAAUUCCGUGGAACAUGGAAGUUCCGGAUUUUUAGAAGUAAGGGUUGUUUCAUCCCCCCUUUCGAAUCGACGCUGUGUCUUUGGUUUACUCGAUCGUAUCCUUAUUCUUGUUCUGACCGGUCUUCUCGGUUUUCUUUCUUUCUUUCUUUCCUUUUACGUUGAUUCUUACGUUUCUAUUCGUUCUUCGAACGACCAUUGGUCUUGUCCGACUACUUACCCCCGGCGUUAUUAUACUCCGAGUGUCUUCCGGCUCCCGCGUUACGGUUAUUGUGCACUACUGGACUCGAGAAUACGCGGAAUAAUCCAAGGAGGUGGAGAAGCAGAGAGGGAGAGAGUGUUUUUGGAAAAAAUGGUACCCAAUGUGCUGCGAACAAACGUUGUACUCGCGGCGGUCGUUUGAUAACGCAAGAAAAUCAGGUGGGACAAAUGGAAAGGCAGGAAAGCGGCGCAGAGAAAGCGAUCGGUGAAAAAUGUGGAUCGUACGUUGAUGGUGGGAUUGUAAUAAUUCGCGAGCUUCGCGCUUGCAGUGUGGAGGUGAAAGUUUUUGGAUAAAGUGUCGGCCGGAAAUCCGAAGCACGAGAACGUCAAGCAAGCAUCGUCGAUCCGAGGAAUGGAUUUAAUUGAGACUUCGAAUUACGGGUCGGUGGAAAUUCUGACUGCCCGCGGGUUUUGCCGUAGAUUUUGAGUGCGUCGGUUUCGUCGUUUCGAUCAUUGUCGUUAAUCCGCAUAUCGUGUAACGAACGAAGAAAUAUCGGUGUAUUGUACAAGGCAGAGAGUGGAUUACGAUAAAUUAAUAUUGUGCUCACCGAUGAACGAGUGACCAUGCAGUGAGUGUCCCAGACUUGGAUUAUCCGAGUGCCGAAUCAUGGUGGUCGAAGAGUGCCGAUGAUCCUUCGAAGGAUCGAGUGACCGAUUUACCGAUGGAUGCGCCUCACCGAAAGUGUCACCUUCCGUUUCCAAUUGGUGAAAAUCCGGCGUAGUUUUCGUAUUUGGAAAGUCUCUCGGGCGCGGUUUGCCUGCGGUGUGUUUUUGGAUAUGAUACUCGACGUCUGCUUACCCUUUGUAGUGUUACGUGGAAAGUAAACACACCGCACGUCGAAGCUCGUCGCACUGUGAACCAGAUCUUCGGUGUUGAGUGAUGAAUAGUGUAAUCGCGUGAUAACAAGCGUUCCCAAGGUGAUUACUGCAAACGCUUCAACAACGCCGAAAUGUACGAGUGAAAAAGAUCCGACCGCGCAUUUUAUACAGUGAUACAGUGUGUCGAUAUUAUGUGAAUUACGAUUAAAGUGUGUUUCGUUGAUUGAGAAAGAAAAAUGAAUACAUCGAAAACCGGACUUGCGAUGUGGCUGGCUGGGUUUGUCAUUCUUUCGAUCGUCAGCAACGCUUCGGGAGCACAGGGAAGCAGCGGGAAGAGUUCGGAGGGUUCGCAAAACGCCUUGGAUAAUGCCGCGGCGCGGCUUGGUCCGUAUUUUGACAAGGCGGCAUCAAAAAACGUGACGGCCCUUCUGGGCAAAACCGCAUAUCUUAAUUGCCGCGUUAAGAACUUGGGCAACAAAACGAUGACGCCACUCCAGGUGUCCUGGGUCAGACACAGGGACAUCCACCUCCUAACGGUCGGUCGUUACACCUACACGAGUGACCAGCGUUUCAGGGCGAUCCACCAGGCUCAGACAGACGACUGGACGCUGCAGAUAAAGUAUCCUCAGCAUCGUGAUAGCGGGAUAUACGAGUGUCAAGUCUCGACGACGCCGCACAUGAGCCACUUUGUACAUCUCAACGUUGUCGAACCAACAACGGAGAUUGUGGGUGGUCCUGAUCUUUACAUCAACCGUGGAAGCACGAUCAACCUGACCUGCAUCGUGUGGUACAGUCCAGAGCCCCCAGCAUACAUUUUUUGGAAUCACAACAACGCGAUCAUCAACUACGACUCGCCAAGGGGCGGCGUUUCCGUCGUUACCGACAAGGGCGACAGCACGAGGAUCUUCCUCCUGGUCCAGCAGGCCAAGCCGUCCGACUCGGGCCAGUACACGUGCAACCCGAGCAACGCGCAGUCAAAAUCUGUUAUGGUCCACGUGCUGAACGGAGAGUAUCCUGCGGCAAUGCAACACGGAGGACAAGCCAAACAGCCAAGACUGUAUUCCCUGUUGCUCUGUUUGUGUCUGUUGCUCUACUAAACUAUCGAGCAGCCGGCGUACAUCGGGAACUGAAACUUCGCGCCGCUCCGUGUCAAGAUUUUCGCUAUUAUGCGAAGUAAAUCUGUUGUCUUACGAUGUUCAUCUCAUAUGGAGAUGAUUCCCUGUACCACGAACACCUUCUUAAAUCAAUAAACGAUAUCACCCAGAGUUAAACAUAAACAUUUGUUACGUCAAACCCUUAAUCAGGCCAAAGAUACAAUAAUAUUUUAUCGCCCGGAAUUGGCUUAACGUCACGUCGAUUUCGUUUCCGUUUUUUUCCCCGGCGAUCAUCGAUUUGUGCCAUCGUUAUUACCGAAAGUCAAAAUAUAGGUAGCGAGCCGAGAAUAAUUGCUUCAGAACCAGUGCGGUGUAGGUUAUCCAUGGCCAAUGCCGAUAAUCAAUCAGUUCAUUCGAAACAGUAAUCAUUACUGCUUAACGGAUAAAUCUGUCAUCUUGCUUGUGAAUUUUUUUUUUUUCUUUUUUUAUUGUCGCUCUCCUUUUGUCACUGUCCUAAAAUGAUAAACAAUUAAUGAAAAUCGCAAGGAUUGUAGACGCGUCAAAUGACGCUGAAAAAUUCAGUGCUACUUUUAUUUGACAUUACUUAAACAAUCACUGUGAUAAACGGUUCACGUACAGACUUCAGAAAACCAACCGUGUGACUAUUGCACAAAACACAUUUACAGCUCCCUUGAUUGAUUUUCGGAACAAAAUUAUUCCGCCGAAGGAACGGUUUUUCGAAUUCAAACUACAGCGUGACAUUAUUCGUUUUUCCACAAGAUACUCGGUGAAACAGUUGUAAAUUUAUAUCUUGGUUUUAUAUUAACACACCAUUUAACAUUUGAACGAUCUUGGCAAUGUUUGAAUGAUCUUUUACAAAAUCGAUCGAUUUAUUUUACUGAGAUUUUAUCAACUACAACGAUUUUCCAUAAAAUCAGGAACACUGUCUGCAAAUUUCACCUGGAAAACCUGACUUAUAUGUCUACUGUGUUUAUUUUCGUUUUUCCUGAAAAAUGUAAGUUCGCCGAUAUUCUACUUAGUUUUACCGAUCCUAAAAAACACCUGGAUUCAAUUCAUACAAUUUAAUUCGUUAGCCCGAACUUAGAUACGGUUCCAUCAAUUUGACGGCUAUCAAAUCUCGAUCCGCUGAUUUUAUUUUUAACUGAUAUUUUGUAAAGUGUUCCGAUUUUUCAAUUUACCGACUGCAGUAGCAAAUUUUUUAUCAAUUUUUUGAGUAUCUUAUUCGAUAUAUUUUCUUAGGCUUAACCGGUCUUGUCAACAUUUCAUUACUCGGAUAUUCCCUAUUAUUUUAUGAUCCCUGUUGUUUGUACAACAAUUUAAUUUUACGUGCGCAUUUACUUCCCAAAUAAUACGGUAAAUUUGUGACGUUGACUCAUCGUUCCGAACCCCACGAACAACAGAAAACUAAUCACUAUCCUCAAUGAAAUUAUCUAAUGCAAUUCAAAAUACGCGCUAAGCUUCCUGGCCCAACAUAUCAAUAAAUAAUUCAAAUCUUCAAAUCACACAAUUUAAUGAAGGGAAUAAUAAUGAUACGGUGACAGCGUUUUGCAAAAAUGAAAAUAAAAAUUUCACAUCAAAAUCACAACUGUACAUGCUCAUAUAAAACUGUACGAUCUAUUACAUAGUGCAUAUGUUUGUUACAGAUAAUAAUAAUAACGAUAAUGAUAAUAGUAGUAAUUUUAAUGGUAAUGUUAAUAAUAGUAAGAAAAAUUCUUUGUAUACCUAUCUGAGCAUGGUAUGAAAAAUUGUCGAAAAUCAAGCAUAAUUAUUUUAAUAUUCUUCAUCGCUGCUCCUGAAAACCAAUGUUUCGUGUGACGCUAGAAUCAUAUUAUUUUCUUCCGUUUACUUUCAGUGUGUCGUUACUAUAAAAAUCCUGCAGCGUUGUAAGAGUAUUUAAACAGAGAGACAGUCGUUGAAGAAGGGUGCGAAAAAAUGGGGGAGGGGAUGGAAAUUUACCGAUCAUCACACAGCUUUGCAAACUUUCGUAUAAUCGAUAUGAUAUAUCGCAUUAUUGGUAAAAAUUUAAUGUGUACCUAUAACUAGAUCACAUUAAUUCUUCUAUGUAAAUAUGUAUUAAAAAGAGUUUAGUUAUUUAGUUGCUCUCGACAAUAUAUGAUGAAUGAUAUAUAGGAAUUAUUACACUGUUCUACUGGCAGCGGUUCUUUUUAUAAAUAACAAUUAUAUAUAUAUAUUUUGACCAAUAUGACACACGGCGAUAUGAUAUAUAUAUAUAUAUAAAUAUCUAUAACAUAUACAUUGUAUAUGAUUAUACGAGGAACGAGAAUUAUAUGUUAUUGGAUAUAACGUAUGUGACAAACACACGUAUAUACGGCUAUAAACGAUGUACACAUACGUGUAGCUUAAUAUUAUUUGAAAUCAUUCCACAUACUAGUCGUAUGAAUUUGUAUACAUUAACAUACUAUAUAUGUAUAUAUAUUAAUAUUUAUAUGGACAACGUGUACAGGAAUUACUCAUACGUUCGUUCACGGUCGAUGAAUACGCUCAUUGCAAGAUGAAAAACGUCAAGUUCUUUCAUGAUGAUGGAAAAAGUAAUCAAAAGUUCGAUCGGUGUAGAAUCAAAAAGAGCUCAAGGAAUUUCAUUGUUUGCAGCGCCAUCCUCGAUUCCGAUAUUUACGACAAGGUUACAAAUAUUAGGAUCCCUUGAAGAGUUACUAGAAUCUAGACCAAGUUACUAGAUUUGAAAAUUUACCGUAACGACGACUUGACACCUCGGCGUCGAAUUUAAAUCAGGAACGAAUUUGACGGGAAAAAGAUUUCAGCGCCAACUGGUGGUGGCGUCCUUCAGCAGCGCGACUUUUCGCACUGAAAGCUUUAAUUCGCUCAUUGUCCGAUGAAAUAUCGCCGAGGUAAGCACUUGUCAAGGAGAAUAUACAACGAUACGCAGAGCAAUGUAAAUGAGUAAUGCUUGUGAUCGUUGGAACGAUAAGAAAAAGUGUAACAUAAAGUGGAAACGAUGAAAAUAAUCUAAAUAGUGUGUAAUUAUAGUCCGAUGAUCUGUCGAGAUUAUAAAUUAACGCGCCGUUACAAUUAGAAGGCGAUUACCAUCACAUGACACAAUCGUGGCGUAUGCGUAUAAGUUAUAUGUGUAAUAUAUUACGUGUGAAGAAAAAAAAAAAAACACAAAUGAAGAAAAACACGCAUUAACAAACAGAAAAAUACAC
This is a messenger RNA of Neodiprion fabricii, 5516 nucleotides long. Its product is annotated as protein turtle homolog A-like. Lineage: Eukaryota; Metazoa; Arthropoda; Insecta; Hymenoptera; Diprionidae. Gene Ontology annotation, cellular component: neuron projection membrane. Bases 1456 to 2316 code for a protein of 286 amino acids. Gene Ontology annotation, biological process: synapse organization. The transcript has 7 exons. The record is from RefSeq and is a predicted model, not a curated record.